Messenger RNA from Leptinotarsa decemlineata (Colorado potato beetle), 4273 nucleotides. RefSeq lists its product as uncharacterized. The record is from RefSeq and is a predicted model, not a curated record. Lineage: Eukaryota; Metazoa; Arthropoda; Insecta; Coleoptera; Chrysomelidae.
UGAUUGCGGGAUAUGAUACUAGUGAAGAACUGGUAGAGUUGGGAGAGACAUCGACCAUGAAUCGAAAAGUAUCAAGUUCUUUGUUGUUGUUGAUAAUUGUUGUGGGAAAGUCACAAGGAUAUGGAACAAGCGGAUCCUUCAGUAAAAGUUUCAGUUCUUCCUCAGCUUCAUCUUCAUCUGCAUCAUCAUCCUUCAGCAGUUCCGGUUCGUUCUCAGGCAGUGGCCCAAUUGACCUCAUCGGUUUGAACGCGCCUCUCAAAAAUGGGUUAGCAGGAAGUUCGUCGUUCUCUUCAAGUGAGGCUCACGCUGAUUUCGGUGGGGCUAGUGCAUCAUCUGGGUCUAGUGCUUCAUCAGGAGCUAGUGCAGGAUCUGGAGCUUCUGCAAUUUCAGGAGCAUCUUCAGGAACAGGAGGUCUACCGGGACUUUUAUCAGGAUCGCAGUCCUUGUCUGGUGCUGGGUCAUUACCAGGAGUACUAUCACAUACAGGAUCGCUCUCCGGAGCUGGAUCAAUAGCAGGAUCUGGAUCAGUAGCAGGAUCGAGCGCAGUGUCUGGCUCAGGAUCAUUUUCUGGGGCAGAUUCUUUGGCUGGGAGCAAAUCAACAGCAGGGUCAGGUUCUGAAUUACUGCCAGGGUUACUACCAUACCCAGCUGGACCUGGAUCCACAGCAGGAGCUGGAUCUUAUUCUGGAUCAUCAUCAGGAAGUGGCUCUUUUGGGCAAGUUCCAGAAGUAGGAGUAGGGCAUGAUUUGAGUUCUCCUUCCUUGUCUCCCGGUGGAAUUGUAUCGCAACCAGGUUAUGGCGCUUCUUCUGGAAGUGGAUCAUCGGCAAAAUCUAGUGCUGGUGCGGGUUCGACAUCAUAUUCUGGAUCAGUAACUGGGACAGGAUCAUUUCCAGGAAGUGGAUCACAUCCUAAUUCUUUGCCAGGUUCGGAAUCAUUAACAUCAUCAGGACAAAGUUACGAUUUGAGUUCUUCGAAAGGAGCUGUUCCUCUCAGUGGAACUUCAAUAUAUUCAGAUCAUGGUGUUCAACAAGGUUCCUCGAAAUAUGGUGGUACUAUUGGUGUCAACAAAUACCCUACUUUGCCAAACAUUGUGAAAGAUUCAACGAAUCAUGGUGUUGGUUAUAUCUCUGGAGGUUCCUCUCAGUCAAGUUCUGGUACUUACUCAGGCGGUUCUUCUACCACUUCUUAUAAAGGACAAUUCCCAGGGCCUGAUGGUAGUAUUCACGAUUUCAAACCAGUGAACCCAGGAGGUGGAAGUCCAACUGCACCAUCAUCAACGGUAGUCCAUAUAGUCGAGACACCAACAGUACCCAUUUACGGUUCUUCUCAGGCAGGUGCUGGAUCUCACUCAGGAAGCCAAUCUUCUACUUCCUAUAAAGGACCCUUCCCCGGACCCAGUGGCAGUAUUCACGACUUUAAGCCAGUAGCUUCAGGAGGCGGAUCUCCACCAUCUUCAACAGUUGUGCAUGUAGUUGAAACACCAACAGUUCCCAUUUACAGUUCAGUGCCAACGAAUACAUAUACCCAUACUGGUUCCAAAAGCAGUGGGCUGUCAUACAACCUGAUAAUUACUCUACCAGGUUCUAAGGGUAGCAUUUAUGACAGCAAACCAGCCACUCAUGUAGGAACUUAUUUCACUGAAGAAAAAGAAGAUACGUUACCAGGAUCUUCUGGAAACAUCCACCAAAGUACUCCCGUUCAUACACAAGGACAUUAUGGAACCCACUCAGACAAACCAACGGUUAUUGGUACCACUACUGCUUCUGAACCUCAUGUAACUGCUGAAAUAAUCAGCAUCCUUCCUGGUAAGCCGGGAAGCAUCCAUGAUAGUAAACCUGCUUUUGGCUAUACGACUAGUGGUGGUACUUCCUCUGGUUCUUCUUCACAAGGUAGUGUCUUCGGAUCAGGAUGUCCUGGUGGCUCAUGUAGUGAACCAAGUGGAGGUUAUUACAACAAACCAAGUGGAGGCUAUCAUAACAAACCAGUAUCCAAGCCAGUUAUCCCCUCUACAUCUGGUUGCUAUGGUGGUGUCUGUGGUGGAGUGAAACCAACAACUCCAGUUGUUGAAAUAUGUUCAGGACCAUUCUGUAAGCCUACAGGUUCUACUGGAGGAUCUUCAAAUACCUAUGAUAAAGUUUCUGGACCAGUCUCUGGAUGUUCCGGUAUCUCUUGCAAAGUUAAUGGAGGCUCUUCCUCAAGCGGAUACCAUUCCGGUUCUUCAAGCUCCUCCUAUUCUGGCACUUCCUACAAUCAACAAAUCUCUAAUAGUGGAAUAGAUCUCAGUAGCCCAAAUUGUUCAGGAGGUUCUUGUCACAAGAAAUCAGAAGAGCCAAGCGGCAUAGAAUGUUCUGGCAUUUCCUGCCUUCAGUAUAUCAAUACCCCGGCAAACUCUUAUAGCGGAUCUCAGCCUAGUUUAGUGAAACCAACAGCUCCUUCCAUAGACCUCACAGCUCCCGUAGUUGAACAUGAAACUGAACCAGGCUGCUCCUCCGGCAAGUGUCACACAUCUCCUUGUUCUGGAUCUUCUUGUGAACCUCACACUGGACACCAAAAACCUUCUGGAGUAUCUUAUGUGGAAAUACCAAUAUGCAUCGGUAGUGGUUGUAGCAAACCAAGCGGAAACUCUUACAAUAAACAAUCUGUACCAGGCUGCACAGGUUCCUACUGUUCUGGAAAGAAUCCCGACAGUGGAUCUUAUUCCAGUGGUACCUACCAUAAACAAACACCCACGAUUGGAGUAGUAGUAACACCAACAACGGGAACAACACACACCCCUACUCCAGGAUACACAUCUUACAAUCAAAAGCCUAGUUGUUCAGGACUCAACUGCCAGGAUAAAACUCCUUCUAGUGAAGGAGAAGACUUAUCUAGUUUGAUUGCGUCAACAUAUAAUACACCUGGUUGUUCUGGUAGUUCCUGUGGCACUGCUGGCGGUGAUUCUUCGAGUGGAACUUAUUCUUACAACCACAAACAUGGGUCUCAUCAAGGUGCAGGAGUACCAGUUCAGCCUCAGGAUCUUACUGGAAAGAUUGACGUGAGAGUCAAGCCUACAUUGCCAACUGUUGGAUACCACAGUGGAGGUGAAGUGCCAGGAUAUCAAAAGAAUAUUUAUUCUAUUGCUGGUCCAGGAACUGGAAAUCUUCCCAUCGAUCAAUCUCCAACGGUUUCCUACAACAACCCUGAAGGUGGAUCAUAUUUUUCUCCUCUAUUUGGUUCAGAAGCACCAAAAUCUGAUGGUUUUGCCAUCGGAAAUGUCCUUAUCCAUAAAUCAGAAGGAACCGAAACUCACGAAGACUUAGGUGGUUUAUUGGAAGGAAGUAGCACCAAACAACCAGGUCCAUUAUGUUCGGGAACUACUUGUAGUACUGAUAAGCAUUCUGGAGCAUCAGAAGCUCAUGCUGGAAGUGGUUCUAACAGUUACUCUGGCAGUUUCUCCGGCAGUACGUCUGGUAGCUCAUCUGGUGGAAAUACUGGCUUCGUGAAGGGAGAAGGAUCUGGCGUUCAGCCUGGUGAUGUAUCUGGAGGAUAUUCUGGCAGUGGGUCUGGAGCUGGUUCUGUCAGUCAUUCUAGCGCUAGCUCUGGAACUCAUACUGGUGGCCAAACAGGUGGUUUAUUGGAAUAUCCUGGAGAUAAUUCUGGAAUUAACGCUGGUAGUUCAGCUGGAGCAAACUCUGGCGGUCAGUCCAGUAGCAGCUUCUCCAGUGCAAGUUCUAGUAGUUAUUCUGGUAGUAGCUCUGGAAGUCAAUCAGGUGGAAAUUCAGGAAGUAGUUCAGGAGGAUAUUCUGGCAGUGGAACGGGGAAUUCCGGAUUCAACUUAGGUCUUGGCUUGGGAAUUGGCAAAGGUUGCUCUGGUGGUAACUGUGGACUUCCAUCUCUGGGAGGAGGAUUACUUGACUUUGGAGUCAACUUGGGAGGUAGUUCUUCACACAGCGGUUCCAGUAGCGGAUCAUUCAGUGGGGUAAAGGGAGGCAGUGGAUCUUAUUCGAAAUCAAGUAGCUCUUCUGGUGCAGGAUUGAAAGCUCUCACAGACUUACUCCAUCCAAUCGGAAUUGGGGGAGCAUUCUCUGAAUCUGGAUCGUUUUCCAAAUCUGGAUCACUGAGCGGAUCGAAUUCUUUCGCUAAAAGUGGGGCAUCAUCUUCAGCUUAUUCUGGAUCGUUUGCAAGCAGUGGAGCAGCUGUAUAUUGAGGUGGAUGAAGUGCCAAACUCAUUAAUUUUUAUUCCACUGGGCACAUGUGAUCAUAUUUAUUAAUAAAUAAGAUAUUUUUUACAAA